GCAGCCCGAGGAGCGCGCGCCAUGCAGGCCAGGGGGUACCCAGCCGCCGGGGAGAUCGGCCCGACUAGCGCCCCCGCCCAAGUGUCUGUUAUCCUCCCGGUCCAUGACGCUGAACCGUGGUUGGACGAAUGCUUGGGGUCGGUUUUGCAGCAAGACUUUGAAGGCUCCAUGGAGCUCUCCAUUUUUAAUGAUGCCAGUAAGGACAAAUCCAUGACUAUCAUUGAAAAAUGGAAAAAGAAGCUGGAAGGUUCCGGCAUCCUCGUGGUCAUUGGAGGGCAUGAUUCUCCUUCUCCCCGAGGAGUCGGAUAUUCUAAAAAUCAAGCAAUAGCACAGAGCUCAGGGUCUUACCUUUGCUUCUUGGAUGCGGACGACGUGAUGAUGCCUCAGAGAGUGAGGCUGCAACACGAAGCCGCUUUGCGACACCCAAAAAGUAUUAUCGGUUGUCAAGUGACGCGGGAGCCCCCCAAUUCCACCGAGCGGUACACGCGGUGGAUCAACCAGCUGGCGCCUGACCAGCUGCUCACCCAGGUGUUUACCUCCAACGGCCCCACCGUGAUCAUGCCCACCUGGUUCUGCUCCCGAGCCUGGUUCGCCCACGUGGGCCCGUUUGAUGAGGGCGGGCGGGGUGUCCCUGAGGACCUGCUGUUCUUCUACGAGCACCUGAGGAAGGGCGGCGGGGUCGUCCGUGUGGACCAGAGCCUCCUCCUCUACCGCUACCACCCCAGCGCGGCCACACACUCCGUCCUCGAGACCACCAUCUGGGCCCACCGCGUCCGCUUCCUGGAAGAGCGGGCCCUGCCCCACUGGGCAACCUUCACCAUCUGGAACGCGGGCCGGCAGGGCCGCCGGCUGUACCGCAGCCUGACAGCGGGCUCCCGGCACAAGGUGGCUGCCUUCUGCGACGUGGACGAGAACAAGAUCAGAAAAGGCUUCUACUGCUACGAGGACUCUCAGGAAAGGCCCAAGCCCCGGAUCCCAGUCCUGCACUUCCGAGCCGCACGGCCACCCUUUGUCAUCUGCGUGAAGCUGGACCUCACGGGGGGCAUGUUUGAGGACAACCUGAGGUCGCUGAACCUGCAGGAGGGCCGGGACUUCCUUCACUUCAGCUGACAGACCCGUGGCAGCUGCUCCCAGGCCUGCAGUGCUACCUCCUGGGGUCCUGAAAGGGAUCGACAUGGAACGUGCGGCUCAGCCUGGAAUGUUCUAGACCCUGGAGCUCAGAACAGGAGCUCACGGAGCCAUGGCUGGAGGUCUCACAAGGAAGGGACCCCGGGGACCCCAGGUGGCCUGAGGGGCAGGGGAUACCUUGGGGACCAGCUGCGGCCUCGGCACGCCCAGGAGGUCACAGAGGCGGUUCCGCUGGGCUCUCACGACCGGGAGCUCGGCGUCCCUGGGAGGAGAAGGCGGGGAGCAGCGUCAGUCAUGGGGACGGUGCACGGGGUAAACCUGCCAAGAUCUUCCUGGGGUGUGCAGAAACCCCAACGCCCGAGAUGAGGUAGAAAUCAGGGAAAAGGAUGCCUCACCUGCACUUGCACAAGGCCCUGCUCCUGCAUGCUUUCUCAGGGAACCCCAGAGGAUAAGCUCCCCCAAACAGGGAGCCCCACGAGGGGCCCUCGGCCCCCCAAGAGCCCCACCCAGGGGCCAGAGCCAGGAAACACCAAGACAGCAGGGAGAUGGGGGCCAGGGCACAGAUGGGUUUUAUUUCACUUUGAAAGCUGUUUACUUACAACUUUCAUUAAAAAUAAAAAUUUAGCAACACCAUAAAACUGGCCAUGUUUUUCUUUUGUAAUAAGAAAAAAAAAAGGUUAUCCUUAAAUCCUCUGGAAUUUUUUAACAAAGGAAUUCAGUUACGAGACAGGUUCCCCUCUGCCCUAAACUGUGAGAGGAGGAAGGCAGGUGUGGGGAGCUCAGGGGACCCUGGGGCCCGCCAGGCGCUGCUGGCUUCAGGUCGCCCUCCCUUCACUGUCCUUGUCAAGCAUGGAGGGCAUGCCUCUGUGCUGUUAUCACUGACAACAUCAUAGAUGUGUCCUCUCCAGCGCUUGCAGAGCAGAGGCGUCCCGUCUCCUGGGGCCAUGCUUUCUGCUCUGGAAUUUUCAUCGCGGGGCCUGCAGCAUGUUCACCGGGAACGCCCUCCUCCUGGAGACAA
This is a messenger RNA of Dama dama (fallow deer), 2146 nucleotides long. It is a transcript of the gene B3GNTL1, whose product is annotated as UDP-GlcNAc:betaGal beta-1,3-N-acetylglucosaminyltransferase like 1. The record is from RefSeq and is a predicted model, not a curated record. Lineage: Eukaryota; Metazoa; Chordata; Mammalia; Artiodactyla; Cervidae. The coding region runs from base 22 to 1110 and encodes 362 amino acids. The transcript is spliced from 13 exons.